Messenger RNA from Sporisorium graminicola, 1437 nucleotides. RefSeq lists its product as uncharacterized. The coding region runs from base 1 to 1437 and encodes 478 amino acids. The record is from RefSeq and is a predicted model, not a curated record. Gene Ontology annotation, biological process: regulation of DNA-templated transcription. Gene Ontology annotation, cellular component: nucleus. Gene Ontology annotation, molecular function: RNA polymerase II cis-regulatory region sequence-specific DNA binding; DNA-binding transcription factor activity, RNA polymerase II-specific. The transcript has 4 exons. NCBI's taxonomy places the organism in Eukaryota, Fungi, Basidiomycota, Ustilaginomycetes, Ustilaginales, Ustilaginaceae.
AUGCAAGCUUCGAGUGGCAUCUUGGACUCUGUUCCAACAACGACAGACAGGCUGCACAGAAAGGGCAGCUGGACGCCUAGCGAAGAUGCGCUGCUCACCAGACUAAUGCAAGGUCAUCAAGGCAGCUCAAGUGAUAAAAGCCGAGGCAGAGCGGGGCAUGUCAAUUGGGUAGGCAUCGCGCAACACUUUGACGGCCGCAACGCCAAAGAUUGUCGCAAGCGCUGGAACAGCAGCUUGUGCCCUGGCAUCUCCCGUGGGAGCUGGACGCCUUCGGAGGACAAGCUGCUGCGCCAAGGGAUGCAGAUGUAUCCCAAUCAGUGGGCCAAGAUCGCGACUUAUUUGGGGAGUCGAACGGGCGACCAGUGUUCGAGUCGAUGGCGUGUGCUCAGCUCGGGAGCGGACUGGAACGAGGAAAGGGAUCGUAUUCUUCUCGACUUUGUCAAUAGACACGGGAAGCGAUGGGCCGAGGUGCGUCGACUGUGGCUGCCCAUGUUCACCAACGCCGAGUGCCGCAACCGGUACCACCGCAUCAUUCGACGACUGAGCGCAGACAAGCGCCACGAGACGGAGCUGGAAACGCUCAAGCUGGUGUGCAAUGGCGAGGCGGGGCUCUGCACGUUUUCGUCGUCGUCGCCGGACAAAGGCGACAGGUCUGAUGCUGGUUGCAGCACUGGAGCUGACCAAUGGUCGAGACGCGUCAGUGAUACCAGCAGCUGCGGCGGAAGUAGCAGCAAAUGCGCAGAGGAGACGCAACCGUUUGCAGCACAGGCCGUGAGAGCGCACGAAGGCCCAAUGGCGGCACUGAUCAAGCAGAUGAUGACCAACGAAUCUGCGCGCGACAAGCUGAUGAAGCUCGCCGAAACGAUUGUGUCUGUAUCACAGACUAGCGACAACCAGCAGCAGCAGCAACAGCUUCAAGGCAGCGAAGAAAAGCACUCGCUAGUCAAGUACGCCAACGACAAGCAUGUGGAGGCCACGCGCACCACUGGGAUAGCCGGUGCUGUAGACGAUAGCAUGCCGCAGGUCGACGAACAAGCUUGGGCGGCUGUGCUUGGGCUCACACACUGCGAUGCAGCGCCAACAGCAGCAGCCAUUGCCGCCAUCACGCCGCCGUUCUCUCCCACGACCAUUGUACCGAUCACAGCAACACCCACGACGACAAGGACAGCAACAACGACAGCAGCAGAGCUGGGGCGGAUGCUCGACGUGCCGAAUUGCAACGAGUGCAAGUUUGAGCCUUGCGUAUGCAGUUGGACCGACAUGUGCCUGUCACAAGCAUGGGUGCAUCCGGAAUGUGCGCUAAGCGGUGGCAGUAGUAGCAGCGGUACCUGCACCAGCACCAGCACCAGCACCCGCACCUCGUUCAGCGCCAUGUCACCUUUGCGCCUACCAACUUCAGCCUCGGAGCAGGCAUCAUCGUACAGCUGGUGGAUUUAG